AUGAAAUUCCAAGUCAAUUGCUAUGUGGAGUCUUGUGAAAUCUGCCAAAGAAGCAAGGGCCAUGCACACAACUAUGCUCUCAACCUGCUUUCUGUCCCUGCAGGUCCCUGGGAAGACAUCUCAUAUGAUUUCAUUGUCAAGUUUCCCAAGUGUAAGGGAUAUGACAGCAUCCUGGUGGUUGUAGACCACUUCUCAAAGAUGAUGCACCUGGUUCCCUGCAAAGAAACUGCUACUGCUGAGGAUGUUGCUCAGAUGUUCUUGGAGCAUGUCUGGAAGCUACAUGGCACUCCAAAGCACACUGUGUCUGACAGAGGGACUACAUUCAACUCCAAGUUCCUCAAGGCACUCUACAAAUCUCUGCAAAUCAUUCCUACUUUCUCUACUGCUUACCACCCACAAUCUGAUGGACAAACUGAGAUCAAGAACCAAUGGCUAGAGGCUUACCUAUGUCCCUUCAUUAAUCAUAGACAGUCUAAUUGGGUUGAUUGGCUCCCACUGGCUGACUUUGCUCACAACAACACCAGAAGCAAAGCAAUGGGCAAAUUGCCCUUUGAGAUUGUGUAUGGAUGUUCUCCUGUCAUUUCACCACUACUGGAACCUACUGGAUUGCCUAUUGCUGAUGACAGAGCCAAGCAACUGGCUGAGACAAUUCAGGAAGUACAGGCAUCAAUCAAAUGGGCUCAGGAGCGCUACAAACAGGCAGACACAGGGAAACCACCUGAGUUUCAACCAGGAGACAAAGUUUGGCUUCUGGCUUCCAAUAUCAUGUUGCAGUGCCCCAAUAAAAAGCUAGACCACAAACAAUAUGGCCCUUUCCCUGUCAUAGAAAGAGUGGGCUCUCACGUCUAUUGCCUGGCUCUCCCUGAGACCAUGAGAAUCCAUGAUGUGUUCUAUGUCAGCUUAUUGUCUGCUUUCAAACAAGACACAGAGUUUGAUUGCACAUUCACCCCUCUGCCACCUGUAAUCACAGCAGAAGGAGAAGAAGAGUACAAAGUAAACAAAUUUGUAGAUUGGGCAGCAGAAGAUGGAAUCUGGAAGUACAGGAUGGGAUGGAAGGGAUAUGUGCCCCAUGAGGACACAUGGGAACCAGCCAAGGAUCUACAGCAUUGCAAGGACAAAUUGCGCGACUUCUUUGCCAAUUACCUGGAUGCUCCGGCGGACAACAACGCCAUCCCUGCAAAUGCGCGCAGAGUUAAAAGAGGGAAGAUAGUCAAGCAACUCAGCAAGUCAAAAACUGCCUGCUUUGUCACUUUACAAGCUCUCACUGCCAAAAUGUGCCCUGCUAAGCUCUUCUUGCGCUCUCCACUAUCCCAGCAUGCCCAUCUUCAGCUCCAUUGA
Rhizoctonia solani is the source of this 1338-nucleotide messenger RNA. RefSeq names its product Retrotransposable element Tf2 protein. Gene Ontology annotation, biological process: DNA integration. Gene Ontology annotation, molecular function: nucleic acid binding. The transcript has a single exon. NCBI's taxonomy places the organism in Eukaryota, Fungi, Basidiomycota, Agaricomycetes, Cantharellales, Ceratobasidiaceae. The record is from RefSeq and is a predicted model, not a curated record. Bases 1 to 1338 code for a protein of 445 amino acids.